AUGGAGGACCACAAGCUAACUAGCUUUGCAGUAUCUUUAGGAGCUAGACAAGCAAGCUGUGUGGUGUGGUGUAUGGCUGUGGGGAUCUCCUACAUUAGCGUCUACGACCACCAAGGUAUUUUCAAAAGAAAUAAUUCCAGAUUGAUGGAUGAAAUUUUAAAACAACAGCAGGAACUUCUGGGCCUAGAUUGUUCCAAAUACUCACCGGGGUUUGCAAAUAGUAAUGACAAAGAUGAUCAAGUUUUAAAUUGCCAUUUGGCAGUGAAGGUGCUGUCCCCAGAAGAUGGAAAAACAGAUAUUGUGAGAGCUGCUCAGGACUUUUGCCAGUUAGUAGCCCAGCAGCAAAAGAGAUCUACAGAUUUGGAUGUAGAUACGUUAGACAGUUUACUUAGUUCAAAUGGUUACCCUGAUCCUGAUUUAGUAUUGAAGUUUGGUCCUGUGGACAGCACAUUAGGCUUUCUUCCCUGGCAAAUCAGAUUGACUGAGAUUGUCUCUUUGCCUUCCCACCUAAACAUCAGUUAUGAGGACUUUUUCUCUGCCCUUCGUCAAUAUGCAGCCUGUGAACAGCGUCUGGGAAAGUAGUGAUCCCUGGUUGCAUAAUUUGAUUUCAGGCUUUUGGAGAAAAGGACCCAAGUGACUCUGAUGUUUACAAAGCACCUAUGAAACCCUGUGCACACCUAGUUCAUAUUCCUCAUAAUUUAUCAACAAACACAAAAAAAGUGUCUUAAUUGAGAGUGAGUGUAUGGCUCUGUGUGUGUGUGUGUGUGUGUGUGUGUAUGGAAUUAAACUUAUAAAUGGGGGAAGUAUUGGAUAAUGAAAUAUAUAGACCUACAACUUUGAGCAUAUAGCAAUGUUAUAGGAGCCAAGAUUUCAGAUAUAAAGCUUUGGGCCCCUACUACUUCCCUGUUUUUGUGGGGAGUAGAGGGAGAGAGUGACUAGAACUGUUUGGGUUGUUUGGGGAGAAGGGAAUAAUUUUUGUUCAGUCUUUCCUAGUGACCAAACUUUAAUUUUUAAAAAUAAUAUAUUAUUAAAUCAAGGUAUUCUCAGUUUGAGGGAGUUGCAGGGGAGUGGAGUUCUGUGUUGCUCACUUGUUAAAAGCUUGCUCCUCUUCAGAGGAGAGAGAAUAUCUAUCUUGAGAUAUCCGUCCACUUUCAUUUCUUACUUCAUUGUAGUUAAACAAUGUGACUUGAGAAUGUU
Molecule: messenger RNA, 1197 nt
Organism: Marmota flaviventris (yellow-bellied marmot)
Lineage: Eukaryota; Metazoa; Chordata; Mammalia; Rodentia; Sciuridae
Source: RefSeq, a predicted model, not a curated record